UAGACGGAAACCGUUCAUGCAAAUUUCAUACUUUACUGGCUGCCUUUGUUUACUCUGAUCCAUAGCAACUAGCGGCAAGUCAAAUAAACCAUUCUUCAAAGCUGCGGCUAGUUUUCAGUCCUUUAGACUUUUAGCUAGUUCUUUUUAGCUAGUUUAGCCGGUAGUUUGUAUAGCUGCUUAUCAAGUGUUCAGUAAAACCCUGCGCCGGGGACAUAUCACAUCUGCUUGAAAAACAUGUCUCUGGCAAGCGGACAUUGGGUACAAAGCAACGUCCUUGGAGAUGCCCCAAGACCUCGGUAUGGCCAUGCAUUAGCAGUGGCAGGCAAUAUUGCAUUUGUAUUUGGAGGCUGCACCACUAACAAAGUUCUGGAUGAAAAGUCAGUGUACUUCAAUGACUUUUACAUGCUUACAAUUACUCCAAAUGAUCUAACAUGGGAACUAAUUCCACACACUGGCCACAUACCAACCCCUCGAGAAGGGCAUGACAUUUUUGUUGUGAAAAAGAAAAUCUUUUUGUUUGGAGGUCAUGAUGACAAAGAUGCUGUUGAAUGUUUGCCUGGGAUAUAUUCAUUUGACCUGGGUACAUUAAAAUGGGAGAAAUUAAAACCGACUGGAGCUGCUCCUCAGACCUUGAACCAUAGUGUGGCCACUGUUGGUGAAAAUGUCUUUGUUUUUGGCGGUAUCUACCAUGGAAGAGUUGUAGAUGACCUGCACAUGUUUAACACAGUUUCUGAAAUGUGGGUACCGGUUAAAACAUCUGGUUCAUUGCCUGAUGCAAGGUUGGGCCAUGCAUUUGCUACAGUUGGACAACAAAUAUACAUGUUUGGCGGCUGUUCAGAAGAUGGAGUAUACUACAGUGAUGUGUACAUGCUGGAUACAGCUACUUUGUCAUGGCAGUGUUGUGAGAUCAAAGGAGACAGUCCAGAGGGAAGGAAAUUCCACUCAUUUACAGCACAUUGUGAUAAGGAUAUCUACUUGUUUGGAGGCAUCUCAGAUACUGAUAAUGAGACUACAAUGUUGAAAUGUGAUGUGAUGAAGUUAAGUCUUGCAAAAAUGAAAUGGAAGAUGCCGCUCUAUUUUGGCAUUCCACCAGCAUGCAGAUAUAAGCAUACAUCUUUUGUUCUGCAAAGUCAUCUUUUCGUAUUUGGUGGAAGAAAUGAAGAAAAAGACUUCAAUGAUGUGAUGGCUAUGAAACUCAUAAACCCUUCUGACAGACAGCCCAUAAUGAAAGACAUUCUGUUAGAAUGUGGGAUUCAAGGCAUAAGUAAUGGAUAUACACCAACUAAAAUCCCAAAAGUGAAAUAUCAUCUAAGUGAGCUGGAGCCUCCAAAACCCUGUUCUAUACACACUGUUCCUGAAGUUAAAGAAAGCAGCUUCAUUUCUCUUCGUAGUGAAGCGAUAGAAAAAAUAAAAUCAGCCUUUAUCUUGUUAGAUGCUGAAUUUCAAAAAUUUGACCUUGAAAGAGGAAAGUUUGCCCAGGAACAAGCUGCUCUCUUUCAAGAAAAAGAAGAAUUUAACAGACAGUAUAAGCUACGUCAACAGGAACUUCAGGAAAUGUUGGAAAAACACAGGCUACAAAAUGAGGCUUGGCUGAAAGCAAGGGCAGAAGAGAAUGACAAAGAAAGGAGAGACAUUUGCAAACUAAGAGAAGAAAUUCUUCUACAACAGAAAAAGGUAAAAGAAGAAGAGCAAAUGAUUGAAAAACGCAAUCAGCAGUUGAUUUCUAUCAUGCAGCAGUUCAAAGGAAUGUAAAACCCUUUUAUGUUAGUGGCAGAGACAGGAAGAUUAAUCUCAAAUCUUUCAACUCUGUGUUAAUCUGAAAAAUGUGUGAUUUGUACUUGCUAUAAACCAUUCCUAACCAUUACUAACCUGGUAUGCAAUGCAUCUUUCAUAUGUUUUAUACUUACCA
This is a messenger RNA of Bufo gargarizans (Asiatic toad), 1909 nucleotides long. Its product is annotated as rab9 effector protein with kelch motifs-like. The record is from RefSeq and is a predicted model, not a curated record. Bases 235 to 1752 code for a protein of 505 amino acids. NCBI's taxonomy places the organism in Eukaryota, Metazoa, Chordata, Amphibia, Anura, Bufonidae. Gene Ontology annotation, molecular function: protein binding. The transcript is spliced from 19 exons.